CCCAGCCCCCAACAACAUCGCCAUCCUUGUCAUCGCCUCAAUUUCGUUUACAGUACUUCACUCCUGUUUUCGAAUCGUUGACAGUACAUGCAUGCAUUUGUUGGCUAAGAACGGACACAUUCACCGACGGGUACCUGCCAUAACAAUUUCAAUUUGCUUGGUGAUCCGAGAGAGUCGCUCCCUUGAUACGUAAUCAAUCGCUCGUAGUACAACCUAACGUUCGCUGCCACAUGUUAUAAACUCUCAGCGCUUUCUCCCACAACCGCCGAUCAUCAAGCACACCAUUCAUAUUCCGUCCGUUCACUCUUCCUCUUUCCCUAUAUCACCAACAUCCACCAACAUCCACCAACAUCCUCCUCAACCCUUAUCCUUCCAUCCCAUCCCGCCAAGACCUAGCCACAAUGCCCACCUCGAAUAACCGUCCACACCUUCCUCUAUCUAGCAAAGACUCCCAGGAACAGCAACAACAACGCCAGCAACACUUACAACAACUCGUCGCUCGAUUGAGACCUUUUCUCAUCACCUACACACUCGUUCACAUCCCAAAAAUAUUGAAAAUACUCACAGCUGCAGGAUCCGGGAGAGGCAAAAGCGGUGUUUCUGCUUCCUCACGUCUCCGACUCAUCCUUGAGACGUUCCUCAAACCAUCCAGGUCAAAUCUCAAACUAGCCUUAUUCCCUUCCCUCUUCCCUCUUAUCUACCAAUCCAUCUACCCUACCAUCGCCUCUUCCCUGUCCUCUUCCUCUUCAACCGAAACCACGAACGGAGUCAACGGAGUCAACGACAAGGACAAGGACAUCCGGAACUACAACCCUGAAUUCAUUUCAAUCCUUCUCACAUCCCCGGCGGUACUCCUCCUCCCACCAGGUUUACGCACAUAUCUCGCAUUAUACGCCCUUUCCUCUGCGCUUAGUACGUUCCUGAAAUCUGCCAAACCUAAACCUAAAUCCCAGGAACCGUUCGAGAACCAGGUUGAAGGUGAAAAUGUCAAGGCCGCGGAGAAGGAUUGGAGAGACUAUUUACCCCCGGUGACGAUCUUGAAUGCAUUCGGUAACUCAUGGAUGGCAUGGAGUUGGUUCAACGAAAAGGGCGUCUUUCCCAAGAGUUAUGAGAAACUCAUCCUUGAUCACUCCCCGCAUUACGUAGACCCCACAAGGGAUGCCUUUGAAAUUAGGGACUUCCUCGAAAUGACUCAUUACCCCCCUUUGCCACUGCCCUCUUCGUCUUCGUCGUCAACAGGCCACAAUUGGUUGGCGUGUCAAACGCUACACCCCAACGAACCGUCGUGUAUCAAGAACUAUUUGGUCGCGUGGAGGGAUUGUGCGCCCAUCGCGGCGAAAUGGAUUGCUGGCUUUGGAGCGUUGACGACGGGUGUGAAGUUCAGGGGGAGGGUGAUUAAAGAACCAGUGGCUGCGCUUUUGACGUGGUUGGAUUAUCUGGUUCGUGGGACUGCGUAUGUGACCGGGUCCGUACAGACACUUUGGGCGAUGGUUUGUCUCCUACAACGGGUGUUACCUGGUAAUGUCAUACCCAAACAUCGGUGGUUCAUCAAUGGAGCGGUGGCUUCCUUAUGGGUGUACGUCCUCCCAGCGAAACGUCAAUCUGAAAUAUCCAUCUACGUCGCACGAUUGGGCGUGUUAUCCGUUUGGAGAGCAUGGAUAAGACAUUUCAAACGGUGGUAUGUGCCCAAAGGGGAAGUGUUGUUGUUGGCGAUGGGGUGGAGUGGGUUAGUUUGGUUGAGAGGGGAAGGGUGGAAGAUUGAGGGGAUGAUGAGGAGGGGGAUCGAGUUUGUUGAGAGCGGUGCGAGAGCGGACGGGAGAGGGGGUGCAGGUGCUGAUGCCGGUGUGGAGCAGGAAGAGGAGAGCGGAGGUAAAAGGGGAAGGGGAAGUGAGAGGGUGGAUGAAGAGAGGUGGGGGCCGAAGACGGUGACGAGUAGUGCUUCGAUUGCUGAUUCAGGCUUUGGGGAACUUUCUUCGGGCGAUGAGUCCUUUGUGAGGAUUCGGUCGAAUGGGCAUAAUGCAUAGAAAGGGGGGGAAUGGUUUUUUUUCUUUUCUUUUCCCGUAUUCCGUGAUCGUAGUUGCGGUAGAGUGAGAUGGGAUGGAGAGGAAGUGACCUCUUGCUAUAGAGUGGUUGAUGGAUCUUAGACAUGCCAUACAUGAAAAGAAUUGCUCAUUAUUAGAGUUGUCGCUAAUUUCGGUACAUUAAAAUCACGACGAUGGAGGAGUACGUUGUCUCUGGAAGAGAAUGAUGAAAAGACGUCUGCGUAGUUAUUAAUCAUUGUACAUCGGGUGUCC
Messenger RNA from Cantharellus anzutake, 2294 nucleotides. RefSeq lists its product as uncharacterized. The record is from RefSeq and is a predicted model, not a curated record. The transcript has 6 exons. The coding region runs from base 402 to 2024 and encodes 540 amino acids. Lineage: Eukaryota; Fungi; Basidiomycota; Agaricomycetes; Cantharellales; Hydnaceae.